Molecule: messenger RNA, 1419 nt
Organism: Homarus americanus (American lobster)
Lineage: Eukaryota; Metazoa; Arthropoda; Malacostraca; Decapoda; Nephropidae
Product: hornerin-like
Exons: 3
Coding region: 1-1419 (472 amino acids)
Source: RefSeq, a predicted model, not a curated record
AUGGUGCGACAGUGGCAGCAGCAACGGUGCGGCAGUGGCAGCAAUAACGGUGGUAGCAGCAGUAACGGUGGCAGCGACAGCAAAAUGCGCAGUGGCAGCAGCAAUGGCGUGCAGUGUAGCAGCAACGGUGGCAGUUAUCACCAGCAACGGUGUGGCAGCACACCAGCAACGGUGCGGCAGUGGCAGCAACGGCGCAGCAGUGGUAGCAGUAACGGUGCAGCGGUGCAGCAAUGGCAGCGGACAGCACGGCGUGGAGUGGCAGCAGCAACGGCGCGCAAGCGGCAGCAGCAACGGUGCAGAAAGCGGCAGCAGCAACGGCGGCAGCAGCAACGGCGUGCAGCAGCAGCAACGGCGCGGCAGCGGCAGCAGCAACGGCGCGGCGCAACGGCGCGAAAGCGGCAGCAGCAACGCAGUGGCGAGCGGGCGAUGCGCGGCGAGCAGCAACGGCGGCAGCAAGGCAACGGCAGCGGCAGCAGCAACGGCGCAGAGCGGCAACGGCGCGCAGCGCAAGGAAGCAGCAAGAAGCGCAAUGCGCGGCAGCGAUUAGCAGCAACGGCGUCAGUGCGACAGCAACGGCGCAGAAAGUCAGCAGCAACGAUGCGCGCAGCGGCAGCAGCAAUGGCGCGGCAGCGGCAACGGGGCAGUGGCAGCAACAAUGGUGCGGAAGUGGCGGCAGUAACGGCGUUGCAGCGUGGCAAUGGUGCAGCGGCAGCAGCAACGGUGCGGCAGGCGGUAGCAGUAACGGUGUGGCAGUGGCAGCAGCAACGGUGCGGCAGCGGUAACGGUGCAGCAGCGGGCAGCAGCACGGUGGUGGCGGCAGCAGCAACGGCGUGGCAGCGGCAAUUGCAGCAGUGGAGCAGCAAUUGCGUGGCAGCGGCAGCAGUAACGGUGGCAGCACGAAGCAGCAACGGUGCGGUGGCAGCAGCAAUGGUGCAGUGCAACUGGCGGCAGCGGCAGCAUUGGUGGCAGCGGCAGCAGCAACGGCGCGGCAACGGUGCAGAAGUGGCAACGGCGUGGCAGCGACAGCAGCAACGUGGCAGCAGCAACGGUGGCAGCAUUACCAGUAAUGCAGUAAGUGCAGCAGCAACGGUGCAAGAUCACCAGCAACGGUGCGGCGGCAGCAUUAACGGUGGCAGCAGCAACGGCGGCAGUGGCAGCAUAAUGGCGUGGCAGCGGCAGCAGCAACGGCAGGCGGCAGCGGCAAUGGUGCGGUGCGGCAGGAAGAAUCGCAAUGCGUGGCAGCAUACCAGAACGGCAGGUGAAGCAGCAAAUGGCGGCAGCGGCAGCAGCAACGGUGCAGAAAGUAGAAGUGAACGGUGCGGCAGCAUUACCAGCAACGGUGGCAGUAAGCAACGGCAUGGCAGCGGCAGCAACGGUGCAGUGGUAGCAACGGUGGCAGUGAGUAAUGUGGCAGCGUGA